AUGAUCAGUCUGGUAGCUGCAGUGUGUCUGGUGACACUGGUCGGGGCAGACCAUUACGACUUUGGAUCUGGUUUCGGGGACCACAACUUUGGAGAACAUGAACAACACCAUCAUGAACACGUCAAGACCAUCACGCUGACCAAGAAGGUGCCGGUGCCGUACCCUAUCACAGUGGAGAAGAAGGUGCCUUACCCCGUGAAGAAGAAAGUGCCUUACACAGUGAAGGAAUACGUGCCACAGCCGUACACGGUGUACAAGAAGGAGCCGUUCACGGUCAAGGUGCUCGUUGACAAGCCGUAUCCUGUCCACGUUCCGAAGCCUUAUCCCGUCGUGGUGGAGAAGAAAGUACCUUACACUGUGGAAAAGCACGUGCCAUACCCUGUCAAAGUGCCUGUGGACAAACCUUACCCCGUCCACGUGCCUGUAGUCAAGCACGUGCCGUACACUGUAGAGAAGAAGGUGCCGUACAAGGUGGAAGUGCCUGUGGAGAAGCCCGUGCCAGUGCCUGUGCCCAAGCCUUACCCUGUGUAUGUGGAGAAGAAGGUGCCUUAUACAGUAGAGAAGCCGGUACCUUACCAUGUCAAGGUGCCUGUCCACGUUCCUGUCCAUCAUCACGAGCUCUCUCACGACUUCAGUCAUGGUGACUUCCAUGAACACGACUUCGGGGGACAUUAUAGUCUGGUAGCUACAGUGUGUCUGGUGGCUCUGGUCGGGGCAGACCAUUACGACUUUGGAUUUGGGCUCGGGGACCACAACUUCGGAGGACAUGAACAACACCAUCACGAACAUGUCAAGACCAUCACGCUGACCAAGAAGGUACCGGUCCCUUAUCCCGUCACAGUGGAGAAGAAGGUUCCUUACCCUGUGAAGGUGCCAAUUGACAAACCGUACCCUGUCCAUGUACCCAAGCCGUACCCGGUCUACGUUGAGAAGAAGGUCCCUUACACGGUGAAAGAAUACGUCCCACAGCCGUACACGGUGUACAAGAAGGAGCCGUUCACGGUCAAGGUGCCCGUUGACAAGCCGUAUCCUGUCCACGUCCCGAAGCCUUAUCCCGUCGUGGUGGAGAAGAAAGUACCUUACACAGUGGAGAAGCACGUGCCAUACCCUGUCAAAGUGCCUGUGGACAAACCUUACCCCGUCCACGUGCCUGUAGUCAAGCACGUGCCGUACACUGUAGAGAAGAAGGUGCCGUACAAGGUGGAAGUGCCUGUGGAGAAACCAGUGCCUGUGCCUGUGCCCAAGCCUUACCCUGUGUAUGUGGAGAAGAAGGUGCCUUAUACAGUAGAGAAGCCGGUACCUUACCAUGUCAAGGUGCCUGUGCCUUACCCCGUGAAGGUGCCAAUUGACAAGCCGUACCCCGUACAUGUAUCCAAGCCGUACCCUGUCGAUGUAGAGAAGAAAGUGCCUUACACAGCGAAGAAGCACAUGCCAUAUCCUGUCAAAGUGCCUGUGGACAAACCUUACCCCGUCCAGGUGCCUGUAAUCAAGCACGUCCCGUACACUUUAAAGAAGGUGUCGUACAAGGUGGAGUGCCUGUGGAGAAACCCGUGCCUGUGCCCAAGCCUUACCCUGUGUAUGUGGAGAAGAAGAAAACUUAGCUCUGGUAUGUUUAGAGAAGGACUUACAUUUUCUAACCGCUGUGUUCGGUACACGCCUGAAGCACUGUUAGGUGAUAUUUGUGCCGAGUUCUGGCAGACAGACAGAGCUGUAUAUUCGCACCAUAACGAGCUGUCACAACUGACAGGAAGUUGCCUGAAACUGACAGUCUGA
Messenger RNA from Homalodisca vitripennis (glassy-winged sharpshooter), 1773 nucleotides. Its product is annotated as titin-like. The coding region runs from base 1 to 1773 and encodes 590 amino acids. The record is from RefSeq and is a predicted model, not a curated record. The transcript is spliced from 5 exons. NCBI's taxonomy places the organism in Eukaryota, Metazoa, Arthropoda, Insecta, Hemiptera, Cicadellidae.